GCUUUCGAAUGAAAUAGAAAAAUAAAACAGAGUCGUGGAUGAAACGUGGAUUAAGCGAGUGUUGGCUACAUUCAAUUUACAUAAAAAUGUAGUGAGUAUGCAUUUUACAAAAACGUUAUUUCGAUUACGAAAAGUUUAAAUAUUUAAAAUAAUGGCGUUGUAUAAUGUCAAUAACAGUUGUAUUGAAGAACUUUAUAAAAUAUUAUACGAAGUUUUUGGUUAUAGAAAUUUUAGAAAUGAUUUGCAGAGAGAUGCUGUGGAAUGUGUAGCAUUGGGUGAAGACGAUGUCUUUAUAUCGAUGCCCACAGGUGCUGGGAAAUCCUUAUGCUACCAACUACCUGCUUUAUUUAAUAAGAGAAAAGGAGUGACUAUUGUAAUCUCUCCUUUAAUUGCAUUAAUGACAAACCAAUUAGAACAGAUGAGAGCUUUAAAAAUACCUUCAGAAACAUUAAAUUCGACUCUGUCAAAAUCAGAAAGAGAAAGAGUGAAAAAGGAUCUUUGCCAAAAUGAACCGACUAUUAAACUUCUUUAUAUAACUCCCGAACAGGCAGCUACUUUUGGUUUCAGAAAUAUUUUACAUACAUUGUUUGUUAAGAAAAAUUUAGCACGAGUUGUGGUAGACGAAGCGCAUUGCAUUUCUGAAUGGGGUCACGAUUUUAGAUCGGAUUAUUUAAAAUUGAGUGAAAUUAAAGAGAAGUAUCCCGACGUUCCGUGGGUCGCUCUCACGGCCACGGCCUCCGUUAAUGUGAAAGACGAUAUACUGUCCCAUCUUAAGUUUAGAGAGCCUGCCAAGUUAUUUAAAAUGCCGUGUUUUCGACCGAAUCUUUUCUACGAUGUUAUGUUUAAGGAUUGCUUGGAUGACCCGUAUGAAAAUUUAAAAGUAUUUGCAUUACAGGCAUUUGGUGAGAUGUGGGAAGAUGAUCCUCCAGAAAAUAGAAACUGUGGUAUUAUUUAUUGUAGAACAAGAGAGGCAUGUGAAGAAAUUUCAUUCAAAUUAACUAACCUUGGUCUUCUUACAAAGCCUUAUCAUGCAGGUUUAAAAUCAAAUGAAAGAACUUUAACUCAAAAUGAUUGGAUGAUUGGUAAAGUUCCUGUUAUAGCUGCUACUAUAAGUUUUGGUAUGGGUGUAGAUAAAUCAACAGUUCGUUUUGUUGCACAUUGGACAGCAUCGCAAUCGCUUGCCGGAUAUUAUCAAGAGUCUGGUAGGGCGGGAAGAGAUGGUAAGCCGUCGCGAUGCCGUAUAUAUUAUUCUCGUAGUGAUCGUGAAUCUGUUUUGUUUCUUUUAAAACGAGAUUUUUAUGCAGCAAAAACAUCUAAUGAAAAAUCCAAAGCAGAAAAUGCUAUUAAAGCCUUUAAUCGUGUUAUAAAAUACUGUGAGGAAGCAGUGUGUCGACACGUAUUGUUGGCAAGUGAAUUCGGUGAUAAUAUUACAAAUUGCAAAGAGCACUGUGAUGUAUGUUAUAAAUUAAGUCAUGUUGAAAAUAAAAUUAAACAGUUUCAAUCAACUCUUUUUACUACUAAAUUAGGCUACAAAAAACAUACAAAAGAAGACAAUGAUAAUUUAUAUGGUGGUGGACGAAUAGGGAUUAUAAAUGAAACAAAUUCUUAUGAUAACGAUGAUGAUGAUUACGAUUCAGAAGCUGCAGACAGAAAAGCAGGAAAACAACUUACAGCAUUUAUUCAAAAAGAAUUUAAAAGAAGAAAAGUGACACCUUCAUCCAAUAAGAACUAUUCUUCAAAAGAUUCAUCCGUUUUAAAACCUGACAGUAAAUCAAUUCCAGAAGUAACAGUUCAAAUUCGAGAAAAAUAUUUAGAAAAAUUACAAGAAGAAUUAAAAUCUCACUAUGAUCGAGUUAAUAAAAUAUGCAAUUUGCAGUUUAAUGAGGAAAAUUUAUUGGACUGUGCUAAAUCACAUGAAUAUUUUAUUUAUAGCACUAAAGGAAAUAUUCACAUGUAUCGCAGAGAAUUUGUUCAGUUAUUUACAUCAAUCAGAGAGUGUUCAAGUAAAUUUGAAUUACAUUCUUUACUUCAAAAUUUUGAUCCUUCUAUUUGUGUUGCUAAAAAGUACAAGAAAGAAAAAUCAAAACCUAGGUUAUAUACAUUAUUAGAUAUGUUCUCAACUUCUUCAAAAGAUGAUAAAAAAGAUAAUGACAAUGAUAGAACAUCAAAUUCAAGAAAAAUUUCAAGUCCAGAUAUAAGUGAAGAAAAUGAAACUUUGUCUAAUGAAAAUUAUUCAGAAGAUGACUUAAAUGAUCAGAGUGUUAAUUUAUUUUCAGAAUCACCAAGAAGAUAUGAUGAAACAAUUCCAGAAACAUCUGUAAUUAGUUCACAAUUUGAUAUUGAUGUAAAUUCUACAAGAGAUAUGGAAGAAGAAAAAGAAAUGGAACAUAUCAGCAAAGAAGAAAAUUUAAUAUUAAAUUUGAAUACUAAUGAUAAUUCUUCAGAAGGAAGUGAAAAAUUUGAAAAUAAGCCUAUUUGUGAAAAUGAUAAAAAAUCUGAUACUUCUUCAGAAUUAGACAGUACAAUUGAAAAUGAGAAUCUUGAUAAACACACGAAAGAAACAUCUUCCAAACCUCAACCAGUUAUUAAAUACUUUUUUGAAAAUAAGGAGACAAAAGACACUAAGAAAAAACAAGAUAAAAUAGAUUCUAAAAUAUGUUUAGUAAACGAUGGUCAAAGUAAUAAAUUGCAUAGUGAAAAAAAACACAAAGAUUCGAGAAGAAAGAAAACUCAUAAAAUAAAAGUAGUUAGUAUGGAAAAUAAAAUUAAUAAUAGCAUAAAUCUUCAAACUGCAGUAGAUUUAGUUCGUAAGUACUUAGAUCCAAAGUACAAAGAAAAGAAAAUAACUAAAGAAUUAUAUAAGGUGGUAUGUCGAAAGAUAUCACAUGAAUUGGUGGAUUCACAUACUGUAAGUGAAGAAUUUGCUAAAAGUGCCAUAAAUAAACUAUUUAAAAAAUGCAAAGUAAUAAAAUCUGAAGAUGAUCUGAAUAAUAUGCAUAGUUAAACUGUUAGGUAAACUAUUGUUUUUACUAAACCAAAGAAGAUGCUGAUAAAACAAAAUAUAUUUUAAGAAAGCAAAUAUUUGAUAAAAUUUGAGUUAGUGAUAAGAUUGUUAAAGGUUAAUUUGCCAUUUUGAUGUUUUGUCAGUUUGAAAUUUUUUUAGUUUAUUACAAUUCAACCAAACACCAUGGGUAUUUAUUGUUGAGUAGAUUUCAAAUUUGCUUUUAAAUAUAUUUCCAAAAUAAAUUAAAAUUUAUAUAUUUCAAAACAACAAAUACUGUAAUAUCUUCUGUGUAAUAUAAAAACUUUUGAUUUAUUAAUAUUUUUAAUGCUGCUAAUGAAAAUUGCUGCAUUUAAUCAGAUAUGUAAAUCUAAAGAAAAUAUAUAGCAUCAGAAUUUACAUUAAACAGUCAUUUAAUGUAAGUUCUGAAUGAAUAAAAUGAAUAAAAAUGUUGAUUUUGAUUUUGUUUCCUCCCUUCUAAUAUUUGAUUUUCUCAAAUAUCAAAUAAAAGAUGGGAUCUAAAAUAACAUAUUGAACUUAGUUUGUCUUCAUUUAUUGAAUUGAAAGCUUAAACUGAAAAAUAAAAAAUUAUUUCACAUAAAAAAUACUGAAGACAUUUAAAUUCUCUAUAGUAGAUAGAUUGUUUCAUGAGUAGAAAACUUUUUUAUCUGAUUUUUGAUAACUAUUUUUACAUCCAUGUUUUGUUUGAAAGCCAAUAAUAAUAAUAAAUUGACAAUCUUUUGAAAAUUGGAGAUACAAUACAAUAUAGAUUUUAUCUGUUAAAUAUUAUUCCUUUAAAAAAAAAUUUUAAUUCUGCUCUACCCUUAAAGACUAUAAUAGAAUUUGAAAAUUGUAAAAUGAAUUGCAUUCAAACUGUUUAGGAAUUAAUUUUAUAAUUUUAAAAUCAUCUAAAAAUAAAUAACUUUAGUAACCUUAGAGCAGGUGUGUGAACUACUAUUGUAGUCCAUAUACCUUUUAAAUGUUUUCCAUUUUUGUAAAAAUUUGAAUAAAAACUUGGGACCUCAUCAGUAGCUGUCUUUAAGAAUAUGUUCUGUCUACUAAGAAUGUGUUUUUUUAUAAGAAAUGUUUUUUGUAAAAAUUAUUUGAAGUUUGCUAUAUAUGUGGUCCACAUGUCUAAAUGUACAACUUUUUUAUUUAUUUAUGAAAUUAUACAUUUCACUUUCACAUUCUUCAAAGAAACACAUUAUAUACAGGAUCAAAAGUUAUUUUGUACUGAAAAGUUAUUAAAUAAUUAUUUUUUGUUAAACAUAAUAGAUUUUGAUUUUUUUUUUAAACUUGUUGCAUAGUGAUAUUUGACUUCUUUUUUUCAUUGCUAUCCAAUUAAUUAUUGCUUUUUUAAGAAGGAAUUUUUGCAUACAAUGCCAAACAGACUGCUUUGGUCAAAAGCAUAAAUUUUAUCAGAUCAUAAUAGAAAAAUAUGCUGUGAUGUAUGCAAAUUGGCCUACUGUAGUAAUCUGCAUGCCUACAAUUGCAAAACAAUGCAUUGUACCUGUAAAAUUAUUCAUCUAUUCUGAAUUGCACAAACUAUUUAUUUAGUAUCAAUAUAUUUUUGUUUAUAUUCUUACGAAAAAAAAUAGAGAAAAUAGUUGUAUUUCCUUUUGUUCUCAGCAAUCUUGUGCUAAUUCCAAUCACACGGGAACUCUGUUUUUGAUGGAAAAAAUAGGUUUAUUUUCUAUAAUUUAAAAGGAUAGACAUAUUAUAAAUGAUAGAAAAUAAACCUUUUUCCAUCAAAAAGAGAGUUCCUGUGUGAUUUGUUCUCAACAGCAACUUUGUGCUAAUUCUGAAGGAAAUACAACUAAUUGAGAGAAUAGCAAUCAAUCAAGAACUGAGAGAAAAUAUGUUUUAAUAAAUAGUAUUCAAGAGUAUUAAUGAAUAAAAAAGUUUAGAUAUACAGUAUUUGAUUAGGAAUGCCAAAUAUUUUGAAUCCAAAUCACUCUUGAUUCAAUAAAUUUUUCCAUGAUCUUAUGAAAUCAAUUGUUGUUAUGUAUGAAAUGGAAACUGAUUCCAAAUUGAUAUAUGUAAUAGAAUAAUAAUAAUACAUGGUAUCAUCAUGUUGUAUUUGAGGGAUGUAUGCUAGCAGGUACUGCAUAAAAUGAAAUUAUGUGUAAAUUUGUGCUUCAGCUCAAGUAGUCCAAAUGAUUGCCUAGAUGCUCAUGCAACCAUUUACAAUUAACAGAAAAAUGCUAAAAUGAUGUACUUAGGUUUUUACUAUAUAUGCUGAAUUUCAUAAUAAUAAAUUAGUGCAUUAAUAAUUAGAAUUAUUCUUGUGCACUUGAGCUAGUCUUCCAUUUUUAUAAUGUAAUUUCACUAGCAUGUUAUGGUGACUUUUAGCAAAUAA
Messenger RNA from Centruroides sculpturatus (bark scorpion), 5360 nucleotides. Its product is annotated as ATP-dependent DNA helicase Q5-like. The record is from RefSeq and is a predicted model, not a curated record. Gene Ontology annotation, cellular component: cytoplasm; chromosome. The transcript has a single exon. NCBI's taxonomy places the organism in Eukaryota, Metazoa, Arthropoda, Arachnida, Scorpiones, Buthidae. Gene Ontology annotation, molecular function: nucleic acid binding; 3'-5' DNA helicase activity; four-way junction helicase activity. The coding region runs from base 152 to 3004 and encodes 950 amino acids. Gene Ontology annotation, biological process: double-strand break repair via homologous recombination.